Molecule: messenger RNA, 1514 nt
Organism: Lethenteron reissneri (Far Eastern brook lamprey)
Lineage: Eukaryota; Metazoa; Chordata; Hyperoartia; Petromyzontiformes; Petromyzontidae
Gene: PINX1
Product: PIN2 (TERF1) interacting telomerase inhibitor 1
Cellular component (GO): nucleolus
Molecular function (GO): nucleic acid binding; telomerase inhibitor activity
Source: RefSeq, a predicted model, not a curated record
CCCACCCCCUUCCACCCAUUGCCCCGCCUUAGUCCGCCGGCUGCUCUGUGACCAACACGCCGCUACCUUCGCCCGGGUUCGAACUCGGCGCUUCGUGGUGCCGCUCGUUGGAUUCCGGCAGCUGCGGGAGAAAGCCGUCGCCGCGGGUGACGAAGGCAAAGAUGUCGAUGCUCGCCGAGCCACGCAGGAAGCAGAAGUGGUCGGUGGACCCCAGGAACACCACGUGGGUCAAUGACAACAGCAAAUUCGGGCAGAAGAUGCUGGAGAAGAUGGGAUGGAGUUCAGGCAAGGGCCUUGGGGCAAAUGAGCAAGGUUCCACCAACCACAUCAAAGUGAACGUCAAGAACAACAACCUAGGGGUGGGAGCCGCCGUUAACCAAGAGGACAAGUGGAUCGCGCACCAGGACGACUUCAAUCAGCUUCUGGCCGAUCUCAAUGACCAGCACGGGCAGCAAGAGGCCACGGAACAAGUGCAGAAAGCCGCCUUCAGCCUGGAGGAGAAGUCAAAGCGAUCCCGAAAGCGCGUGCAUUACGUGAAGUUUGCGAAAGGCAAGGACCUGUCCACGCGCAGCGCUGACGACCUGGCAUGCGUCUUCGGAAAGCGAGCGAAGAAAUCCCACGGGGAGACAGAGCGGGACGCCCCGGCCUCCGUGCAGGAGCCAUGUGCGCAGAGCGAGGAAGAGCAGUGCGUCUCGGAGUCUCCGUCGCCACCGCCCGUGGAGCCGGAGGCGGACGACGGGCUGCGCACGACCACCAGCGCGCUCUCCGUGCAGGAGUACUUCGCCAGGAAGAUGGCGGACGCCCGGCGCGGCGCUGCGGCGGCGGCGGCUAGCGUCGGCCGUGGAGGACGGGCACAGCAGAGCGACGAAGGGCAGGACGAGCCGGGUCGGUAGAAAGAGGAUGACGGCGGAUGACGAGCCGGGCGGGGAGGAAGGCGAUCCGCGGGCCCUGCAGCCUGCCCGAAGGCGAGGACGAUGGCCCCGAGUUAGGGGAGGAUGCCGCGGUUAGCGUGCGCGAGAAGAAAAAGAGGAAGAAGGACAAGAAGAGACGGAGGAGGGAGGAGGUGGAGGAGGUGGAGAGAGCAAAGCCCGUAGAAAACGACGAGGAGAGCGCAGAGCGUGACCUGCCGAGUGGAGACGUCGAGCAGCCGAGGAAGAAGAAGAAGGAAAAGAAGAAGAAAAAUAAAUCGAGGGACAGCGAUUGACGAUUGACGGGAGUCUCGCUCGUCUCUGAUAGGGUGAAGAGUUUGGCGUUCUGUGAGAGGUCACGUCAAACCAUUGUCCAAAUCAACACGGCUCCUGGACCUUACUGCCUCUAGGGAUGGGAUGGCCUUCACGAGGCAUGUCACGAAACGUCGGUUCCAUUGAUUAAACCCGGUUCUUCUGCCCACGCUGCGAACACACAUUUAGCGUGCAGUCACUAUUUAGAGGUUUGUGAAACUUACAUUCAGAUAUUUUGCUCACGUAAAAAAACUAAAAUGUAUUAAUGAGACGGGGGGGGGGGGGGGAACAAAA